Mercenaria mercenaria is the source of this 2490-nucleotide messenger RNA. RefSeq names its product beta-4C adrenergic receptor-like. The transcript has 3 exons. Gene Ontology annotation, biological process: chemical synaptic transmission; G protein-coupled receptor signaling pathway, coupled to cyclic nucleotide second messenger. Lineage: Eukaryota; Metazoa; Mollusca; Bivalvia; Venerida; Veneridae. The record is from RefSeq and is a predicted model, not a curated record. Gene Ontology annotation, cellular component: dendrite; membrane. Gene Ontology annotation, molecular function: neurotransmitter receptor activity; G protein-coupled serotonin receptor activity. Bases 809 to 2050 code for a protein of 413 amino acids.
UCCACUUUCACAGGAAAAAAUCUGCCGCAAUAUAAAUGAUAGACAGUGAGAAUAAAGUAGACAUGCAGAGGCUAUCAAUUAUUUUACAAUAUAUUGGCAAGUCUGAAUGACUACAUGUGUCUCAUGCUAUAGAGCAUUAAUUUAUUAUUUUUAGUCUAUUUGAUUUUCUGAAGCAGUGGUUUCUGGAAAGAAAUUGGAGGAAUAUAAAUAAAGUAUCCUUUGCCUUGUUAAAUCCCGCACUUGAUAGAAGCGAAAGGAAACAAUUGCAUGUGACGAAAGAAAACAAGAUAAUAUGUACUGAAGCUAGACGAAAGAGGUCACAUUGGACAGUCACCAGAAUAUUUAGAAAUCACGAAAUGCUUGGGAGACAAUCAAGCCUGAUUGUCGUUUAGAUUAAUCCUCUGGGAAUGGCUUUCAUUAAAUUUUCUAGCGUUAUGCUUCCUUUGUAAUCAAUAACUUUCGACUUAACGACGGCAGUAUUAAUCAGAGACCAGAAGGUAAAAGCUGUUUAUAACGAAGCUAAAAUUGUGAUAUCAUGGACAGAUCGAACUACAAAGAGGAGUUAUUAAGAUACGUGCUAUAAGAUCAAAUUUAUUUCAAAACAAUAUUUUAAAAGAGCCUAUGCUUCUCCUUGUGGUAAAUGUCGACAUUUAAAAGCAAUUUGCUACACACGCUAACAAUUCACGAACACUAAUUAAGAGAAAAGGGAGGAUGGCAUAUUAAUUUUUGCUAUGUAUUUAUCUUCGUGCGUCAUAUAUAAUUCAACUUCCUUGUGAAUUUUGGAAGCACUGCAUAUAACUUUGAAGCAAUGAAUGCUUCAAACCAUACGAUACCUGACCUUGAAGUAUUUUUGAGUGAAUUCAAGCCAAAAGCUCCCGUAUUUCAAGCUUUUAUUGUGAGUGUAUUUUCUCUGACGAUAAUAUUAUGUAAUUUCGUUCUUAUAAUGGCAGUUGCACGUACGCCAAAUUUACACACGAAAACUAAUGCUUUACUGGUUUCUGUUGCACUAAGUGAGGUCAUGUUAGGAGUUUUCGUCAUGCCGUUUAUAGCGGCAGUUCUUUUCGUACCUUCUUUGCGAUUUUCAGCGAAACUGUGUCAAUUUGUAGCAUUUAUGACGUCGUUAUCGACGUCAUCAAGAUCUCUGAGUAUGCUUAGUGUUGCUGUGGAUAGAUGUAUAGCAAUAUCACAUCCGUUACAAUACAGCAGUUGCAUAACUAAAACGACUACAGCAGUGUUUGCAGCAGGUGUUUGGGUUAUAAGCAUUUUAUUUGCUAUCUUGCCUCAAGUACAUGUAGGUAAACAUGGCUUUCUUACUGUGUAUGGACGAUGCAUGAUCGAUCUUUAUUUGACACCAGUUUUCGCGAUAGUAAAGGAACUUACGUGUUCAUUAGUGCCAUCUAUUGGAGUGCUUGUAACAUUCAUCAUCGUAAUAACGGAAGCCCGUUCCCACAAUCGAGUAACAAUGAUUGCCCAGCUUGCUAUUGCAAUGUAUUCAGGACCUUUGAGGGGUAUAAACUACACCAGAACUACUUUCAAGGCAUUGAGGACAUACCUCGUGAUUUCCUGUGUUUACCUUUUGACGUGUUUUCCUCGAUCUCUAUAUGUGAUUGUUGUAGCUGCGACUAGUAAUCAUUCAAACUCGUUAUUCACGUUCUUUUCUUUCUUAACAUAUUUUUGUUCAAUAUCUACGCCAUUAGUGAUAACCACCUUAAAUAUAAAAUUUCGACAAAGUAUUUCAACUAUUUUUGUGCGGAAAAAUAAAGUCAAUCCCGUUUCUGACCAUGAACCGUACACAAUAUCGACAGGAUUACAUACUAUUUUGGAGCAUUCUAUGGUGUUUCCAUGCGUUCCUUUAGCAGAACAAAAAAAUACAAAAACGGAAUCAUUCAGGGAACCGAAAGCCGGUCCAUCACGACUAGAACCAAUAGUGCGAUUCCAACCACGUCGAAUAUCAGUUUUACAUGAAGCGCAAAGUUCAAGCUCUAGUGACGUUACUGUGAUAAAACCUGUGCAUGCCGUUUUAAGAAAGACUCUAUCGUCUCCGUCAUGAUCAUGGAGAGCCAGAAAAUGUAUCUCCGAGUAAAUUUUUAUCCAGUUUUAAUUCAUACAUAGAUACACUGUUUCCAUCAGUGAUUUUUUUCUAAGUAGAUCUCGCUAAUGGGUUUUUAUAUUAUUAAGGAAGAUAGUUUGCCUAUGACGUCAACACAAUAUAUCGCUGCAUGUAUUACAACACGAUCACAGUGCAAUGUGAUCUCUGGUCUGAAAUUCGGACAAUAUGGCGAGGACAAUUAGUGAAUUCCGAGAAAAACAGUCAUUCUGUAACAAAAUAGACAAUAAAAGCUCAAUCUUUAAUCGCUAGUAUUGCAAUCACAUCGGUCCAUAAGAUUCAUGUUUUAUUUACGUUAUUUUAACUGUGACCAACUGUUUUUUUUACAUUUUGAAAUAACUUCUCUGUGAUACUUGUUAAGUAAGCUGUUAUAAAUUUGAUUA